Blepharisma stoltei is the source of this 729-nucleotide messenger RNA. The record is from the annotation of a GenBank genome assembly. Lineage: Eukaryota; Ciliophora; Heterotrichea; Heterotrichida; Blepharismidae.
AUGGAAAGUAAUCUCAAACGCUCAUUUAGCUCCAAACUUUCCCAGAAAAGCAAAAGAUGCAAAUACUGCAACACAAAGGCGAAGCAUUGCUGCAAAAUCUGUGAAAACAAGGCAUGCAACUUCCAUUGCUAUAAGCGGUUUUUGGAUGGCAAGCAAUGAUAUAUAUGUGACCACUGUCAUUAUUAUGACGUAAAAGAAGUCAUUGAAAAGCAAAAUGAAGACGACAUGACGUCUUCUCUUGUAGCACUCAGAGGCUUAAUAGUAGAUAAUGCAAGGCUUGAAGAUGAAAUUGAAGAAAAUAAUAUAAAAGCUAAUAGGAUUUUGGAAAAAUUGUCAGCGAGCGAAGCGAGCUACAAAGAAAGCUCUGAAAGCAAAAGUCACAUGUUGAGCAUUGAAAAGGUGAAUAAUGAACAGCUAAGUGAGACUUAUUUCGCUUACCAAAGCGCUUUGCGAGAAAAGAAGCGAGGAAAUGAGACGUUAAAAGAGAAGCUCCAAAAGAAGAUGAUAGAGAUCAACCAGAUAAAAAUGGAAGUUGACCAGCUCAAAGGCCAAGAAAGCCAAUUUACCAAUCACAUUUCAAGCUUGGCUGAGCAGUCCCAAUCUUGCAUUUAUAGUGAUAAGCUUGAAGAAAUUCUGUGCCAAAAAUGCCAAAUAAGAGUAUUCGGCAGAUCUUUUCUUAUACAGGAGCCUAAAAAGCCCUCACCUUCAUGCAACUGCAUGAUAGCAUAG